GCGGGUUCCUAAGCCUAGGAGAGGAGGAGGCUCCUGGAAGGCUGCCUGCCCGGGUGUCUUUGCAGGACAAGGCCGAGGAGGAGGAGGCGGAGGCGGGCGCCUCUCCGCCGGUCUAGGGAGCGGCCCCGCCUGGCGCUGAAGCAGCUGCCCUUGCCAGCCCGGCAGCGCGGAAAGGGGGCGCCUCCCGUCCCGUCCCGUCGUUAGAGCCCCUGCUUCUUCCCCGACCCCCCCCCCUCACCUCGGCCCACCGCAUGUCGAGCCUGCAGCGCCCCCCAGCUGUUUCGGCCCAGGCCCCGCCGGUUUCCUUAAGCGCGGAGCAGGCCAAAGUGGUUUUGGCGGAAGUGAUCAAGGCAUUUGGAUCUCCAGAAAAUGCUCAGCGCCUGGAGGAAGCCAGGGACAAUGCCUGCAAUGACAUGGGGAAGAUGCUUCAGUUCCUGCUUCCUGUGGCUACCCAGAUACAACAGGAUGUGAUCAAAGCUUAUGGUUUCAGUAAUGAUGGGGAAGGAGUCCUAAAGUUUGCCAGAUUGAUAAAAUCAUACGAGUCUCAGGAUCCUGAAAUUGCAAGCAUGUCUGGGAAGCUGAAGUCUAUAUUUCUGCCUCCAAUGACUCUACCUCCCCAUGGAGCUGGGGCAGGAGGUACGGUUGCCACAUCAUGAAGCAGGCAGCCUCCGGUGGGAUCUAUAUUUUUAUGUUUCCACAUCAGUCUUAACUUGGGCUGAAACUUGGGCAUUGUUUCUUUCGUUAUCAUGGAAGAGGUGUUUUGACUUUUUUCUAUAGUCCUUAAUAUUUGUUUGUGCUUAUGAAUAAAAACUUCUUGUAAAUAUGUCCCA
Molecule: messenger RNA, 830 nt
Organism: Notechis scutatus (mainland tiger snake)
Lineage: Eukaryota; Metazoa; Chordata; Lepidosauria; Squamata; Elapidae
Gene: C2H12orf57
Product: chromosome 2 C12orf57 homolog
Biological process (GO): post-embryonic development
Source: RefSeq, a predicted model, not a curated record